AUGAAAAGUUGGAUUAAGAUGUCCUACCCAGAAAAAUUUCAAGGAAUCGGUAUCGUAGACACUAAAGAUUGGACCCAUCCUAAAAGAGUUACUUACGAACCUAAAGCAUUCGGCCCACAUGACGUUGAUAUCGAGAUUGAAUGCUGUGGGGUGUGUGGUUCCGAUAUCCAUACGGCUGCUUCACACUGGAGAGAACUCAGAGAUAAGAUGGUUGUUGGUCAUGAAAUUGUAGGUAGAAUUGUUAAGCUGGGUCCUGAAUGUGAUUCUGGAUUAAAAAUUGGCGACAGAGUUGGUGUCGGAGCACAAUCUUUUUCCUGUUUGGAAUGUGACCGUUGUAAAGAGAACAAUGAACCGUACUGUCCAAAAUUUGUCAGUACAUAUAACAGGCCAUACGACGAUGGCUAUAUUUCCCAAGGUGGCUACGCUUCCCAUGUCAGAUUGCAUGAGCAUUUUGCCAUUCCAGUUCCAGAUGAAAUUCCUAGUGAAUUAGCAGCUCCAUUAAUGUGUGGCGGUAUCACAGUAUUCUCUCCAUUACUAAGGAAUGGUUGUGGCCCAAACAAAAAGUUGGCAUCGUCGGUAUUGGUGGUAUUGGGCAUAUGGGCGUACUGUUUGCUAAGGCAAGUGGGCGCUGAAGUGUACGCCUUCUCUCGUACCAAUUCUAAAAGAGAAGAUUCAGUGAACUUAGGCGCUGAUCACUAUAUUGCUACUAUGGAAGAAAAAGACUGGGAAGAAAAAUAUUAUAAUACUUUAGAUUUGGUAGUUGUUUGUGCCUCUUCUCUGACAGAGAUUAACUUUGAUAAGUUCGUGAAAGUGAUGAAGAUCGGAGGUACUAUUAUCUCUAUUGCAGCGCCUCAUAAGGACCAAAAGUUAGUCUUGGCUCCAUUAGGAUUAUUGGGUGUUAAGAUUGGUAAUAGUGGAAUAGGCUCAGUUAUGGAAAUUAAGACCAUGUUGGAUUUGGUUGCGAAGAACAAUAUUAAAAUAUGGGUUGAAACUGUACCGAUCAGUGAGAAAGGUGUCACAGAAGUUUUUGAAAGGAUGGAGAAAGGUGAUGUUAGAUAUAGAUUUACCCUUGUUGACUAUGACAAGGAGUUUAAAUAA
Molecule: messenger RNA, 1098 nt
Organism: Kazachstania africana CBS 2517
Lineage: Eukaryota; Fungi; Ascomycota; Saccharomycetes; Saccharomycetales; Saccharomycetaceae
Product: NAD(P)-dependent alcohol dehydrogenase
Exons: 1
Coding region: 1-1098 (365 amino acids)
Biological process (GO): alcohol metabolic process
Molecular function (GO): zinc ion binding; alcohol dehydrogenase (NADP+) activity
Source: RefSeq, a predicted model, not a curated record